Rotaria socialis is the source of this 1998-nucleotide messenger RNA. The record is from the annotation of a GenBank genome assembly. NCBI's taxonomy places the organism in Eukaryota, Metazoa, Rotifera, Eurotatoria, Philodinida, Philodinidae.
AUGCCUUCACGUUCAAAGAAAAUUCUUUCACCCAUUCCUUUAAUACCAAAUGAUGAACAAAAUGUUACUGAUCUUAUUAGACAAAGUCAAUCAGUAUUUUCUUCAUCAAAUCAAAAUGAUAUUCAAGCAUUAUGUGAACAAUUAAUUGAUAUUCUAAUUAUCUCAUCCUCAACUGAUCCACCAAAUACAUCUUUACGAAAAUGUGUUGUCAAAGGUUUUUCUUAUUUGCAAACAAAUCAAUAUGAUAAUGUUGUUAACCAAUGUACUAAACGUUUAGAAGUAUUUUUUAAACGACAAGGAAAACAGCAUAGAAUUGAAUAUAUUUCUAUGUUAAAUUAUCUGAUUGAAAAUUUCCCAUUUGGCUUAGUUUGUGUAUUCAAUAUAAAAGAUACAAUUUCUAAUCAAUUGAUUUCAAUCGGUGAAGAAAUUUGGUCUGAUAUACAAUUAACAAAUGUUCCACAUCAUCGAUUUAAUCUUUUUCAACAACUUCAAUAUUACUUGAAAGUGGUUGUUUUUCUUUUACCUAAAUUUCAUGAUGAACUUGAAAGUGAUGGAAUUAUAUCUCGAAUUAUUCACGAAAUGCUUAACGAUGAAAAUCGAGUGACAUUAGAAAUUCGCUUGACGUGUUCAUUAGUUUGGCAUCUUUUGAAAGAAAAUGAACAAUUAUCACCAGAUGAAAAAGUUGAUAAAAUGAAAAAAGUCACUUGCGUGACAAUGUCUCGAUUAGCGUUAUAUUUUGGUUUGAUAAAAACAACAAUAAUAAAUCAAUAUCUUGAUACAAAUUUUUUUGUUCGAUUAUUAGAAGAAGUUCUCGCUUUUAAAACACGUGAUGCGACCAUUAUGGUUGGAAUAUCAAAAGCAUUAGAAACUUAUUCCGAAGCUUUAAAUUCGUCAUGGCAUAAUCUUCAUAUAGCUUCAUUAGAAAACAUAAUUGACAAAUUAUUAGCUUUUGCUUGGGAUCAUUUUAGUUUUAAUGUUGAAACUGUUCGACAUUGUUCAACAAAUAUUUAUUCAAAUACUUUCAAAAUUAGCAUGAAUCAUAAUGAUCUUCGUCAGUCAAUUAUUGACUCUCAAUUAACAUUAUUAAAACAACUUCCAUGGCAAAAAGAUGGAUGUUCAUUAGCUUAUCAUACACUUCUUGAAUAUGUAUCUGUUAGUGAUAUUCUUAAAUGGAAUUUAAAAUUAGCAGAAUCAUGUCUUAUGGCUAUGAAUGAUCGUGGAUUAGCAUCAGAAGCAAGUUAUCUCUAUUGUGUCUUAUGUCAUAAACAUCGAGAAGAAGAAAAAUCAACAGAGAUAUGGAAACAAACUUGGUUGAAACCAGUUGUUGAUGCACUUGAUACAUCAACACCAUUACAUAGAUCUCUUAUUGCUGAAUAUAUUUUACCGAAAAUUCUCAAAGGUCAUCCAGAAUAUUUACAAGAUCUAAAAGAAAUAACAGUUAAUCCUCGUACAUUAAUUGUUUGUACACGUAUUGGUCGAACAUUAGGUUUAUGCCCAAAUUUAUUUUCAUCUUGUCCAUUUAUUGAACAUGAUUUAAUUCGACAAGGAAUAACAAGUGAAGAUGAACAAAUUUGUCUUGAUUGUUUAUUUAUUCUUUGUGAAAAUCCCAAAACAACAGAAUAUUUAAGUAAAAUUGAAUUUGAAUUAAUAAAAUAUUUUCUUCAAAUGAAUGUUGAUAAUGGUUCAACAUCGUUUCGAAAUCAAGUUUUAUCGUUACUAAAAAAACAUUUUAUUCGCGUAAAAGACAGCUGGUUAUUUUGUGCAAGACAGAAAUUAAAAAAAAAAGAUCAAGAUUUUGAUGAUUUAACAGAACGAUAUCGAAAUUAUUUAAAUUGGCUAAUUAAUUGGUCGUGUUCUAAUUUAUAUUUGGAAGGAUCCUAUUCUCAACGGCAUUUAUCAAUUUUAAUUCUUCAUUGGUUAAUUCAUUUACAUGGAAAUCAAGGAGUAGAAACUAUUUGCCGUAAGUUAUUUUCAUUAUUUUCAGUUUUAUUUCUAUAA